AUGGCUUGUAUUAACGGUUCAUCGCCUUCGCUUUCUUCACUCAUCUUUGUAACUGAUCUCCCAUCGUAUGGUCUCAUUGGUUUAAGCAUUAUUGGCCUGAUCCUCUACUUUGCUUACAUUUUUACUUUUAUACGAAAUUCGCCUACAUCGUUAUCAAAUGUUUAUAUAUAUUUUGCUCAAUUUGCACUUUUUCUGUUAUUAAUAUCUCCAAUUACGUUCCUUUUUCGGCCAUCAGCAUCCGUAAACGUUGUAUGUCCUACUCAAACAUUAUCAUUGCAAAUUCUGCCGUUUUGUUUACUACUCGGCUUGAAUGUACAUUUUGCUUAUGAAUGGUUAUUGAAACUAACAAAUCCAUUGCGAAAAUCUUGUCUUAUUGCCAUUAGUUCAUUCCUGAUCUUUUUUCUUGGUGUUUUAAUUCAAACAGCGAUCCUUCUCAUCUGGUUCUACAACAACAACAACAAUAAUCAACAGAUUGUUGAUCUAUGUACAAACGAAUGUCCACGACCACUAUUUUUAUGUUCCUUAUUAUUCAAUUUCUUUCUUCUUUUUCUCUACUCCCUCCAAUCAAGUGUCCGAUAUCAUUUCCAUAAUCAAUCAUUCGAUUUUGUUUACUUAUUAACUAGCCUUCUUGCUCUAUGUGUCACAAUAACUUGGGCUUGUCUAUAUCUGUUUCUUCCAUCGAAAUCUCUCUACACAUUCUAUAUGAAUUCGAAUUAUAUUCUCGCUUAUGGAACAUUGUUUUUUGCGUAUGCAUUCAUCGGUCCAUUUCUCUACGAACGAUUGUUCUAUCACCAUCAAACCGAACCAGCAGCGCCACGAAAAGCAAAAGCUCAUUCGAAUCAAAUUAAUAGAAUGACAUUUAAAUGUCUGUCCUUGUCAAAAGAACAACAACGCGCAUUCAUGGCUGCAUAUAUUAAACGCAAUCUCACAGCUUCAUGUGAGAAUCUCACCAGCAAGAAUCAUUCAUCGCCUCAACAAUCGAAUCCAACACGACAUUCAACCCUGAGUGUCGAAAGUUUGUGUCCAACAUUGAUCAGUAAUGUGUCUUCGGAAUCUCCGCCAAUGAUUAAUUACGAUAUGUCGAAUUGUGGUACGUUAACAAGCGAAUAUUUUCUCAUACCGAAUCCCAAUGAAGUAAUAUCGUGA
Adineta ricciae is the source of this 1146-nucleotide messenger RNA. The record is from the annotation of a GenBank genome assembly. Lineage: Eukaryota; Metazoa; Rotifera; Eurotatoria; Adinetida; Adinetidae.